AUGGCUACUCAACAACCAGUUGCUGGAUUGGUUCCACAACAAAUUCCAAGACAAGUUACUCAUGCUCAACCUGUUGUUCAAUCACAAGCCCAAGCUCAAGCUCAAGUGGCACAAGUAUCAUCUCAAGAACAAGAUUUAAAUAACGCCACUGCUGAAACAUGGUUAGCUAUUGGUUCAUUUGCAGAAUCAUUAGGUGAUGCCGAUAGGGCUGCUGCUGCUUAUGAUGCUACUUUGAGACAUGCUCCAAAUUCAGCACCAGCUUUAACUUCUUUAGCUAAUUUAUACAGAGCUCGUGAUAUGUUUGCAAAAGCUGCAGAAUUAUACCAGCGUGCUUUAACUUCUAAACCAGAUGAAGGUGAAACCUGGGGUUUACUAGGGCAUUGUUAUUUAAUGCUGGAUGAUUUACAAAGAGCAUAUGCUGCUUAUCAACAAGCCUUGUAUCAUUUAAGUAAUCCAAAUGUUCCAAAAUUAUGGCAUGGUAUUGGUAUACUUUAUGAUAGAUAUGGCUCACUGGAAUACGCAGAAGAAGCUUUUGGUAGAGUUUUAGAAUUAGAUCCAAAUUUUGAAAAAGCAAGUGAAAUUUAUUUUAGAUUGGGUAUUAUUUAUAAACAUGAAGGUAAAUUACCUCAAGCUUUGGAGUGUUUUAGAUACAUCUUGCCAAAUCCGCCAGCCCCUUUGACACAACCAGAUGUUUGGUUUCAAAUCGGUGCUGUUUUAGAGCAACAGCGUGACUAUAAUGGUGCAAAAGAUGCUUAUCAAAAAGUAUUAGAAGCAAAUCCAAAACAUGCAAAAGUAUUACAACAACUUGGUUGUUUGUAUUCUCAACAAGGUUCCAAUUUUAUAGAUCCAGAAAUAGCUUUGAGAUUAUUAAGUCAAUCACUAGAAAUUGAUCCAAGUGAUGCACAUUCCUGGUAUCACCUUGGUAGAGUACAUAUGUCAAGAGGUGAUUAUACUUCAGCUUAUGACGCUUUUCAACAAGCUGUUAACAGAGAUGCAAGAAACCCAACUUUCUGGUGCUCAAUUGGUGUUUUAUAUUAUCAAAUUUCACAAUACAGAGAUGCACUGGAUGCGUAUACAAGAGCUAUAAGAUUGAAUCCAUAUAUUAGUGAAGUCUGGUACGACUUGGGUACAUUGUAUGAAACAUGUAACAAUCAAAUCAGUGAUGCUUUGGAUGCUUAUAAACAAGCUGCUACUUUGGAUCCAAACAAUCCACAUAUUCAAGCAAGAUUAGAUCAACUAACAAAAUUCCAAAAAGAAGGGGGUUCAAAUGGUAAUUUACCACCUCCACCACCACCAUCUCAACAACCAAGAUUACCUCAAGGUAUGCUACCGCAACAUCAACAACCUGGUCAACAACAACCUGGUCAACCACCAGUUCCUGGCCAACAACAACCUGUAUUACAACAAUUACAACUAAAUCCUCAACAACAGCAACAACAGCAGUUUCAACAACAGCAACAAUACCAAUAUCAACAACAACAAGCUCAGCAACAAGCCCAAGCUCAACAACAACAACAACAACAACAACAACAACAACAACAACAACAACAGGCUCAAGCCCAACAACAAGCACAACAACAGCAUGCUCAGCAACAAGCCCUACAACAACAGCAAGCUCAACAACAACAGCAGCAACAACAACAACUACAACAACAACAAGCAAAAGAAGCGGAAGCCAUUAGAGCAUCAACUCAACAACCAAAACAACCAGAGAUUGUUUCUGCUCAACCAGACCAAACUAGAUCUCAAAGUCCUAAUGGAUCAAAACAAUCGGAUUCUAAUUUUCAAAAAGGUGUACCAUCUAAACGUGAACUAGAAGAUCCAGCUCAGGGUUCUAGAAAGGUUAAAAAAGCAAACAACAAUGAAAUCACAAGUAAUGAACACUCAAUCAAAAGAUCAAACAUAAAUUCAUUGGUUGAUGCCCCUUCUAAUGGUACUGAAUCACCUGCUCCAACACCAGCUGAACAAAUUAAAGUGGCCGAAGAAACACAAAAACCAACUGAAGUUCAACAACAACAAACUGAAGACGCAGUUUCAAAGGCCAAAGAACAAACACCAGCCCAAACUGAAGAACCAAAAACUGAAUCUGUGCCUGCUUCUGAAAAUAAAGAUUCUACCCCUGUUGAAGAAUCUAAAAGUGCCGCUGAGUCAACUACUGAUACCAAAGUAAGUGCUGAUGCUGUUGCUGAAAAAGAAGCCGCUGUUGAUCCAAAAGAAGAUCUACCUGAAAAAUCUGAAGAAACUAAAGAACCAGAAACUAAUGGUAAAGCUGAAGAAUCAUCCGAGCCAAAACCUGUCGGUGAUGAUAAGAAAGAAGAAGAAAAAGAGGUAACUAUUAAACCAUCUGAGGAGGCCAUCGAAAAGAUUAAAGAAGAUCAACAAGCCCAAGAUGAAGAACCUUCAACCUCAGACGAGCCUAAGAAGGAGGAACAAAAAGUUGAAACAAGAAAAAUCGAAGAAGAUGAUGAUUAUGAUGAUGAUGACGAUGAUGCAAAACCAAAUGGUCAAGAAUCAUAA
Messenger RNA from Hansenula ciferrii, 2517 nucleotides. It is a transcript of the gene CYC8, whose product is annotated as transcription regulator CYC8. The transcript has a single exon. The coding region runs from base 1 to 2517 and encodes 838 amino acids. NCBI's taxonomy places the organism in Eukaryota, Fungi, Ascomycota, Saccharomycetes, Phaffomycetales, Wickerhamomycetaceae. Gene Ontology annotation, biological process: regulation of gene expression. Gene Ontology annotation, molecular function: RNA polymerase II cis-regulatory region sequence-specific DNA binding; protein binding; chromatin DNA binding. The record is from RefSeq and is a predicted model, not a curated record.